Prunus mume (Japanese apricot) is the source of this 4929-nucleotide messenger RNA. NCBI's taxonomy places the organism in Eukaryota, Viridiplantae, Streptophyta, Magnoliopsida, Rosales, Rosaceae. The record is from RefSeq and is a predicted model, not a curated record.
UUUCGGUGAUCUUUAGGCUGCUCUUUUGCUCUGCAAGAUGGAUGAUGCUUCGUCCUCUAAUUCUCUCCCUGUCUUCGUCACCAGAAUUUAUUAGGGUUUAACAAAUGGCCACCACUUCGUUUGAGUUGGAGGAUCAGACAGACGAGGAUUUCUUUGACAGAUUGGUUAAUGACGACAUUGAUUUUAUUGGAAAUGUGCCUAGUUCUGUACAAAACAGCGAGCCUGACGAGGUCAAAGCUUUUUCAAAAUUGAGUAUUUCAGAAGCCGGUUCUCUAGGAGUAGACAUCAGCGGCAAUGGUGGUUUUGUUAAUGGUGAAUUGGAUCAUGAAGAUAGGGUUGUGUUGGAAUCGUUGGAUCCACUUCAGGACCCUGUAGAAGUUGUUAAAGAAAGCAAGUCACCGACACCUGAUUCUAAAAAUGAGUUCAUUGCAUUGAAUGAUAUAGCCGAUAAUGGAAAUGAGGCUAGGGCAUUGGAGGAUAAAGCAGAUGAUAGAAAUGAGGCUAGUGCAUUGGAUGAUAAAGCCGGUAAUGGAAAUGAGGCUAAGGCACUGGAGCAUAAAGGGGAGGAAGGUGCGGUAGAUGGGGCAGGGAGUACUAGUAUUGUAUCAGCGGAAACUGGUGUGAAAGUAGUUCAAUGGAGUUCGUUUAACUCAGAUUUGAAACCUUCUGCUGGCAACUCGGAUUUUUUCAGUGAAUUUGGAGAUUACUCGGAAGACCCAUUUGCAAAUUUGGGUAAUACAGAAAAAUCUUGGGCUGAGUCUAUGGUCACUAAUGGUGUUUUGGAGAACUCAGUUGCUGAUUUAGGUGCUUCUAGUUACGGGCAUAAUCAAGAAGGUCAGCCUUGGGGGGCUAUUGAGGAACAAAAUUUAGAUGGGGAGGACUUGAAUAGUAGUCAGAAUUGGGAAAAUCUUUACCCGGGAUGGAGGUUUGAUCCAAAUACUGGGCAAUGGUAUCAGUUGGAGGGUUAUGAUGUGAGUGCCAAUACAAAUACAGAUGUGAAUGUUAAUGCAAAUGCUCAAGAGAGUUUUAAUGUAAAUUCUCAGUCUGUAGAUAAUGCAGUUUUUUCAGACCAGAAAGAAGAUGCUUAUUAUUUCCAGCAACCAGCGCAGUCUGUUUCUCAGAGUGUGGCCCAGGGAAGUGAAACUAGCACUGGUUCUAACUGGAAUGAGCAUUCUUGCGGGAACACAGAUUACCCUGCACAUAUGGUUUUUGAUCCCCAGUACCCUGGGUGGUACUUUGAUACAAUUGCUCAAGAAUGGAAGCAGUUGGAGUCUUCCGCUCCAGCUUCUGAUCAGUCAACAAGUGUGGAGCAUAAUCAGCAAUAUCACAAUACCAAUGUUGAGAAUCAUGGGUCACAGAGUCUGAUCAAUGAACAAAAUGUUGCAAACUGGGGUGGAUCCAUGAGCACCUAUGAUCAGCAAAGUGCGAGUAUGUGGCAUACUCAGAAUGUUGCCAAGAGCGACACUGUUAGUUUUCCUGAGAAACAGCAGCAUGCAACCCAGUAUUUUUCAGCCGAGCAUGUAACUAAUUCUGUGAAUCAACAAACAGGAUUCAAUCCUUCUGGAUCAAUUGCUCUUAAUGAAGAGGUAAGUCAUGGCUAUGAUAUCAGUGGUGGGGUUGGUGGGUUUGAAAGCUUUCAUCCUGCAGGAAACUUUUCUCAGCAUCAGAAUCAAGCGAAGGAGCCAAACCAAGUGAUGAGUUUCUCACCUGCUAACUUUGAUUGUCAGAAGCCAGUACAUUAUUCACAGCAGCCCGUCCAGAGUGGAACUCAGUUUUCUCAUGAGGCCGGUAUGGGGAGGUCGUCUGCAGGACGACCUCCACAUGCUCUAGUUACUUUUGGAUUUGGUGGGAAACUUAUAGUCAUGAAAGAUAAUAGUUAUUCUCCUGUGAACAUGACAUAUCAAAGCCAGGACUCUGUAGGAGGUGUGAUUAAUGUUCUCAAUCUGAUGGAAGUUGUUGUAGACAAAACUGAUGCUGCUAGCUUUGGAACUGGUUGUCAUGAUUAUUUCCAUGCAUUGUGCCAACAAUCUUUUCCUGGCCCUUUGGUUGGGGGGAAUGCUGGAAGUAGGGAAUUAAACAAAUGGAUAGAUGACAAGAUUGCAAACUGUGAAACUGCUUGCAUGGAUUUCAGAAGAGGGGACCAUUUGAGGUUGCUUUUCUCUUUACUAAAAAUAGCAUGCCAAUAUUAUGGAAAACUUCGAUCUCCCUUUGGUACUGACCUGGCAUUGAAGGAAACUGAUAGUCCAGAGUCAGCUGUUGCUAAGCUUUUUUCCUCUGCUAAGAGAAGUAACGAGUAUGGUGCUCUUAUGUGCUGCUUACAUAACUUGCCGUCUGAAGCACAGAGUCAAGCUACUGCUCUUGAGGUACAGAAGCUUCUUGUCUCUGGUAGGAAGAAAGAGGCUUUACAAUGUGCACAGGAAGGUCAAUUGUGGGGUCCUGCACUGGUCAUUGCAUCGCAGCUUGGUGAUCAGUUUUAUGGUGAUACUGUGAAGCAUAUGGCUCUAAACCAGUUAGUAGCAGGAUCACCAUUGAGGACGUUGUGCUUGUUAAUUGCCAGGCAGCCUGCAGACGUGUUUUCCAAUGCCACUACAGAUAGCAAUCUACCUAUGAAUGUAUCACAACAACAUACACAGAUUGGGGCCAAUUACAUGUUAGAUGAAUGGGAAGAGAAUUUAGCCAUCUUAACUGCAAACAGAACAACAGAUGAUGAGCUUGUUAUCAUCCAUCUUGGAGAUUGCCUAUGGAAGGAAAGGGGCCAGAACACUGCUGCACACAUAUGUUAUUUGGUUGCAGAAGCGAACUUUGAGCAAUAUUCAGAGAGUGCAAGACUGUGUCUUCUUGGUGCGGAUCAUUGGAAAUGUCCACGAACAUAUGCCAGUCCUGAGGCUAUCCAGAGGACAGAAUUGUACGAAUACUCAAGGGUUCUUGGAAAUUCUCAGUUUCUCCUACUUCCUUUUCAGCCAUAUAAGCUUAUUUAUGCCCACAUGCUGGCUGAAGUUGGGAAAGUUGGAGAUGCUCUGAAAUACUGUCAAGCAAUUUUGAAGUCUUUAAAAUAUGGUCGAGCACCUGAAUUGGACACAUGGAGACAGCUCUGUCUAUACGUUUUCUUACAGCGACAUUUUGUACAGGGUGGUUACAAUACAAAUUUGGCCCCAGCCAAACUGAUGGGAAAAUUGUUUACAUUAUUUGAUAAUACUGCUCAUCGUGUGGUCGGAGGCCUGCCUCCACCUGUACCUGCAACAUCACAAGGCCAUGCUCAUCAACCAGGAGGCCCAAGUGCAUCCAACAAUCAAUCAACAAUGGGUAUGUCUUCAUUAAUGCCUUCAGCAUCAAUGGAGCCAAUAAGUGAAUGGACUGCUGAGAGCAAUCAACUGAAUAUCCCCAAUAGAAGCAUUUCAGAGCCAGAUUUUGGGAGAAGCCCAGGAAAGGUUGAUCCAUCCAAGAAAGUGGACUCUUCUAAAACACAAGAAAAGGCAUCAACAUCUCGUUUUGGUAAUUUUGGCUCACAGAUAUUCCAAAAGACUCUGGGAUUUGUCAAAAGAUCCCAGUCAGAUCGGCAGGCUAAAUUGGGUGAAAAGAAUAAAUUCUACUAUGAUGAGAAACUUAAGCGAUGGGUUGAAGAAGGUGCUGAACCUCCAGCCGAGGAAGCAGCCUUACCACCUCCACCACCAACUGCAGCCUUCCCAAAUAGAGUGCAAGAUUACAACAUAAAUGACGCACUGAACACCAAAAGUUUCGAUGCAGUUGCUGGGCCACAAAUCAAAAGCCCGGUGCCCCCUGAGCAGAGUUCAGGAAUACCACCCAUCCCACCCGGUUCAAACCAAUUCUCUGCACGUGGACGUACAGGUGUUCGCUCAAGGUAUGUUGAUACAUUCAACAAGGGUGGUGGGACCCCAGGAAGCUUAUUUCAGUCACCAUCUCUUCCAUCUGCUAAACCUGGGAUUGGUCCCAAUCCCAAGAUGUUCAUCCCCACUGCUGUAACUUCUUAUGAGAAGACAGUUCAAACACCUGGAGAAAGCGCGCAAGAGCCAUUGGCGACCAUCAACAAUCCCCCAAAAUUAUUUCAGGAUGUAUUCCCUACUCCACAAACAUCAACGUCAUCUUCAAUGACCACAUUGCAACGGUUUCCUAGCAUGGACAACAUUGUACAAAAGAGAGCAGAAGAAAUGGCAAAUGGCAGUAGCUUUGUUCCCCCUGAAUCGCGCCGUGUAGCAUCAUGGAGUGGAAGCCUUAAUCAUGCUAGCAAUCCUUCUAUGAGGAAUGAAAUAAAACCUCUAGGAGAAGCACUUGGUAGGUCUCCAUUGUCGCAUAUGCAUAGUGGUCCGCCAUCGUUGCAGUCUUCAAGAAGUGGUGGUAGUUUCGGAGAUGACCUUCAUGAAGUUGAACUUUGAAGUGUUAGGGAAUAGUUGUAAAUCUAUAGAAAGUGUUGCAUUAGACAGGGGCGGUGUCACCUGAUCCUUCUGCAAGUUCGGUGAUGGGGAUGACACAGAUGGGGAGUUCAGGUUUUUAGUGACGCCCCUUUAACCCCAUUAGAGGAAUUACAUAUAUACCUGAAACCAACAAUUAGCUUGAAUGAUAUGUUGCCUUUCUAGUAAAGAGGCUUUUGUCCUCAAACCAGAAAGGACAUGCGAUGGCAUUCUGUACAGGCCAACAGAUUGCCCUGAGGAAAACGAAAGGGGCCUUGAAACGGAAAGUAAGCAGCCCUUGUACCAAUUUGGGAGGGAAAAUUGCUUAGCAUAAUUGCAAAUAUAAGAUAUACUAUUUCUCCCAUUCACAUAUCUUAUUCAGAAUUUUGUCGAAUCAAUAAAUGACAUUGACAUGAGAGUCUGAAAGUUCUUGUUUAAGAUUUCUCCUUUCAUUUACCCUUAUUUCUUCUUGUUACAAAUAAUGACAGGAUUUAUAUUUGAGACGGUGAAAUGAUUCCUUAAA